This is a messenger RNA of Anopheles nili, 1772 nucleotides long. RefSeq lists its product as uncharacterized. Gene Ontology annotation, molecular function: long-chain fatty acid-CoA ligase activity. Bases 1 to 1641 code for a protein of 546 amino acids. The transcript has 3 exons. Gene Ontology annotation, biological process: long-chain fatty acid metabolic process; fatty-acyl-CoA biosynthetic process. Lineage: Eukaryota; Metazoa; Arthropoda; Insecta; Diptera; Culicidae. The record is from RefSeq and is a predicted model, not a curated record.
AUGCACACACAGGAGGACGAACGGUACGUGCUGUACGGUGGACCUGACCCGACCGACCUGGACCACUAUGGCUCGCUUGGUGAGGUGAUCGUGGAGGAACUGAAGUUACGACCUGCGAACAUUGGCCUGAUCGAUCCAGUGACGCUUGAAGAGCUCAGCUAUGCGCAAAUUCUGGAACGCUCCGGACGGCUGGCACUGGGUCUGGCCAAGUUAGGCAUCGGCCCGACAGACAACGUGGCGAUCGUGAGCCAAAACAGCUUAGACUACUGCAUCACGCUGUUUGGCAGCAUCUUCGUGGGGGCUCCAUUAGCACUGCUCAACCCGGGCUACGUCGAAGGGGAGCUAUCGCACGCGAUAGGGCUUGCUCGACCGCGGCUUAUCUUCAUAUCGCCGGAUGUACUGGAGAAGCUAAUGCGAGCUCUUGCCGCGUUACCGGGAGGUACGACUCCCCGGGUAGUGCUCUGUGGAGAGCAUCCGGCCGUCGGAAAAUACCCGGGUGUAAUACCCUUCGAACAGCUGCUUCGUGAUGGUGCCGCAUUCAACCCGACCCACUAUAAACCGGCUCCGGUCGAUAAGACACGGCAUGUCGCGCUAGUGGUGUUAUCAUCCGGCACAACCGGGUUACCUAAGGGUGUUGAGCUGACACACCACAGCAUCAUCUCGACGAUCGCACACUCGAAGGAAGCCGCAAAGGUGAUCGAGCUACCGGAUCAGCUUGUGGCGUUGGCCGUGACACCACUGUUCCACGUGGUGGCUGGCGUCGGAUUGCUUAACAUGGUGACGAACAACUGCCGGUGUGUGGUGAUGCCCCGAUUCGAUCCGCAUCUGUUUCUCAGCUGUAUCGAGAAGUACCGCGUGAACCUGAUGACGCUCGUGCCACCGCUGAUGGUGUUCCUGGCCAAACACCCGAUGGUGGAUGACUUCGAUCUGUCCUCGCUCAUGACGCUGAUAUGUGGUGCGGCACCACUCAGCCGUGAGGUUGAGGAUCAAGUGCGUGAACGGCUCGGUGUGGCCUUCAUCCGGCAAGGAUAUGGCAUGAGCGAGACCACGCUCGGUGUGCUGAUGCAGGACGGGUACGACAACAAACCGGGCAGUGUUGGCCGUGUGCGGAUGGGCCAAUGGGUGAAGGUGAUUGACCCCGAGACGGGUCGAGCCCUUGGUCCGAACCAGCGUGGGGAGUUGUGCUUCCGUGGGUCUCUCAUCAUGAAGGGCUACGUGGGUCGUGAACGAGCCAUCGAUGCCGACGGUUGGCUACACACCGGUGACGUUGCGUACUACGACGAGGAUCACGAGUUCUUUAUCGUCGAUCGCAUCAAGGAGCUGAUCAAGUACAAAGGCUUCCAGGUGCCACCGGCUGAGCUGGAAGCGAUUCUGCUCGAGCAUCCGCGCAUUAGUGAUGCGGCCGUGAUUGGAGUGCCGGAUGAGCGAGCGGGCGAGUUACCGAUGGCGUUCGUGGUGACGGAGGACGGUGAGCGGAUGACCGAACGGGAGGUGCAGGACUUUGUCGCUGGGAAGGUAUCGGAACAGAAGCGGCUUCGCGGAGGUGUCCGGUUUGUAACGGAAAUCCCGAAGACGGCGAGUGGGAAAAUCCUUCGCCGGGAGCUGCGGGAUCAGGUCAAGAGUACCAAAGCGAAGCUUUAGUCGGUGAGAAUGUGUGCCUUGGGAGUCCUUGGGAUUUCUUCUAUCUAGUCGCAGCGAGGGUUAAGGGAGACCGGGUUUGGUGUGUUUUAAUUUGAUUGUGAAAUAAACCGAUCGACCGUUAGUGCGGUCAA